GAGAUUAAACGGCCCAAAUAUCCCAAAACUCCAACCUAAAAAAAAACACAAUUUAUUGAAACAAUAGCUUCUUCUUCCUCGUCUUCCCCGAUUCAUCGAUUGGCAGUGGAUUAUCGUAGCUGCUACAAUCUUCCAUCUAACAGAGCUUACGGCGACCGAAUCCUAGUACCUGCGAAAACGGCACUUUGAGACAGCCAUAAGGAGUGUUCCCUAGCCAAUAGAUAGAUUCAUGGAACGACCUGGCCAUGAUUUUGCAGCUGCAUCUGCUAUGGCAUAUGCUCAGCAGCAGCGACCGCCGGCCGCGAAUAUGCAACAGCAGCAGCAGUUUGGAUUUCAUCCCCAGCAUCAGCAGUUUCCUUCAUCAAUCCAUGGUCCUCCUUUUAUGCCCCCAGGUCCCCCCUCCAUGCAACAGUUCCCUUACCAUCCCGCCCUACAGCAACAGCAGCAGCAGCUUCAGCAGUUACAUCCUCAUGCCCCUCUGCCACCCCCUCAUCUUCUUCAGCACCAAGCACCGCCUGCAUUCCCCUCGCAUUAUCCUCGUCCUCUUGUUUCAUCGCCUUUUUUCGAUUCUGCUCCACCCCCGGCUCCCCCGCCUUCUGACCCCGAGCUCCACAAGCGGAUUGACAAACUUGUUGAGUAUGCUGUGAAAAAUGGCCCUGAGUUUGAAGCCAUGAUAUGUGAAAAGCAACGAGAUAAUCCGGCCUAUGGUUUCCUCUUUGGUGAGGAAGGCCAUGGUUACUACCGUUUUAAGCUUUGGUUGUCGAGCCAUCCUCCGGGUGGUCCAUUUAACCCAGCGUUUCAAUCAUCUUCCAUGCCCAUGAUCCAUCCUCCUCCAAAUCCAAUGAUUAGCCCAUCACCUCUAAAUGCUCCUCCAAUGAAUGCUGCUGCGUCUUCAAUGCUAGGUCCGCCUCCUUUUCAGCAGUUUUAUGAUCAGCACCACCACCAUCAGCAUCCUCAGUCAUUCGGGCUUCAUGGUCGACCAGAGUAUGACCAGUCAUCCAAGUCUUUUAAAGGGCUCUCUGGGCCACUUCCUUCUGAUGUGGCAAUGGAGCUCAGCAAUGUUCUUGGCAAUCUCACUGGUACAAAAGAAUCCAUCAAAAGUGCCAAGCUUUGGUUCAUGCAGAGAUCUCCAUUUGCACCAGCUCUUGCAGAGGCUCUUCGAGAGAGGGUCUUUGCAUUGGAUGACGUUGAGAGGCAGUUACAUAUAAUAUACCUUGCUAAUGACAUUCUUUUUGACAGCUUAAAUCGGAGGGCAAGCACUCAUGAUCUUGACAAUGAGGCUCUUGCAUUUAAACCUGUUUUAGGCUCCAUGCUUGCAAGAAUUUAUCAUAAUCCACAAAGCAAUGAGGAAUAUAGGAAAAGAUUGCAGCAGAUGGUGGAGUUCUGGUCUUCUAAAGAGGUAUAUGAGCAAGAGACUAUAUCCUUAAUGAAGGGUGAGAUGAUUGGUGGGCCACAAUCAACUUUUCCUGGGGCAUCCAAGGAUUUAUCCUCUGCUUCAGCAGAUUCAAGUGCAGGAUUGCUGCAGACUCCUAACCAUAUUGGCCAACAGUGGCUAGCUGAUAGAGGGGGCGCUGGUUUAAGUGUCUUAGAUCAAGAUCGUCCUGAUAAACAUGCAAUUUUAGGGCAGUCUAUGCCAGCAUCUCUGGCUGCUCAGCAAUUUCAUCUAAAUUCUGCUCCUCCUAGUGCCUUUCCAGGGUCCAUGGCGAUACCAUCUACUGCUCAACCAACUAAUCAACCACCUGGUGCACAUUUAUUGCCCCCUCCAUCGUCCAAUACCAGCGAACAGUUGCCUCCAUACCCAUUGUUCCCACCUGGCCUCAUUCCUGGAAUGGUUAGAAAGAUGCAAAUUGGUAGUGGGGUCCCAUAUUCUCCUUUGAGCCCUUUGGAUAUCCCAACUAUGAUACCACCAUCAACGAUACCGCCGUCAGAUAUUCUUCAAAGAGUGUCGAAAUUUUUUAAAGAAAUUGGAGAGGUAAAUCCUUCUGAGGGCCCUAUGAAUUCUGAUUCAAGAGAUGAGGAUGAUGAAUAUGAUAGAGAAUAUGAGAGGGAGACUCCAGCAAGAAAGGGAGGUGCUUGCAUUCCUCCACCCGCAAACUUGCAGGUUGAUCCAGAGACAGGGACCUAUGCGGAUGGGAGUGUAGAUCGUAAGCCAGGGUCAAGUGGCUCGGGAAGGUUGGGGCUUGGUGCCACAGCAAAUCCCAAUGAGGUGAGUCAGUAUGAUGAUGUAUAUACAUCUUACAGGAAGCAGAGGAGCACAAAUUACCAUUCAUCAAUGAGUGCUAGAGCGAUCACGAGAUGAAAGCCCAUGAUUACCUUAUCAUAAAAAGUUAGGCGAUAGACUGUGUGUGUGUUUAGUUACCAGGUGAGUGCAGAACAAUCUUUCAUGUCUAUCUAUAAGAAGAGUUUUAUUCACUUCUAGUCUUGAAGUGCGUGAUAAUGUUCCUUUACACUGAUGUCAAUGAAUAUCGAAACAUAGCCUAGGUCUGUUAGCUUUGUCUUUGUUAAUGUUUCUCUGAGUGGCUGUUGUUAAACUGAUACUUUUGUCUGUUAUUUUAUGAGACAAUGACCCAAUGUUCUUUAUCA
Molecule: messenger RNA, 2583 nt
Organism: Lotus japonicus
Lineage: Eukaryota; Viridiplantae; Streptophyta; Magnoliopsida; Fabales; Fabaceae
Exons: 4
Coding region: 230-2299 (689 amino acids)
Biological process (GO): RNA processing; intracellular calcium ion homeostasis
Cellular component (GO): perinuclear region of cytoplasm
Molecular function (GO): RNA binding
Source: RefSeq, a predicted model, not a curated record